Molecule: messenger RNA, 1479 nt
Organism: Exophiala bonariae
Lineage: Eukaryota; Fungi; Ascomycota; Eurotiomycetes; Chaetothyriales; Herpotrichiellaceae
Exons: 1
Coding region: 1-1479 (492 amino acids)
Biological process (GO): DNA-templated transcription
Molecular function (GO): DNA binding; zinc ion binding
Source: RefSeq, a predicted model, not a curated record
AUGGAAAAACUUGCAGAGUCAGCAAUCAAGAUGGUCACCACAAAUGACGAACUCCUAGGCAUACUAGAGGGGUUGGAAACCAUCAUUUUGGAGGCUUUCUACCAUGUUGAUAGUGGUAAUGUUCGACGAGCUUGGAUUACCAUGCGCCGUGCUGCCAUGGCCGCACAACUAAUGGGCUUGCAUCGGCCUAGUCAACAUCGGUUCAAAGUCAUCAAUGACGAGACUGAUCUAGACCCUGAAGCCAUGUGGGCGUGCAUCGUUUUCUUGGAGCGUCUCCUGUCACUCCUGUUGGGAUUGCCUACAAGCACUGCCGCGGCAGAUAUCGUACCUCGGGCCAUAAUGGGAAUUCCUUCGCGUAAUGGUGACAUGCCAACACUCGUCGUGGAUGUUACAGCCAAAAUCUUGCAUCGAAAUGAGAUCAACGUAGCACACGAGGCUCUUGAGUUGACACAAGAAGCCGACCGCAAGCUCAUCAACAUGACUGAACAGAUGCCUUCCGAUUUCUGGCGACCAUUGGCACUAGAAGGCCUAGAAAAAGAUUCCGACGAAGCAUUCUGGGAAAUUCGGCGUUGUUGGGACCACAUGUGCUAUUAUACUCUGGUGGUUCAGCUUCAUUUACCUUACAUGGUGUGCCCGAGCCAUGUUUCACAGAAUUUGUACUCCAGAAUUGCUUGCGUCAAUGCUAGUCGUGAGAUUUUGACUCGAGAGAUUGCGGUCCGCACUUUCAAUCAGAAUACACCAUACUAUCGUCUGGGCGACUUUAUGGCGCUGGUUGCAGGGCUUACACUGAUGCUGGCGCAUAUCGUAAGUCAUGGUAGUGACAAGGUGGACAACUUGCUUGCACAUCAACGACUGGCAGACAGGGCAGUCGUAUUGCGUGCUCUUGAAUGCAUGCAAUCUAUGUCUGAGGUGCACGAGGAUCUUCUUGCCGCAAAGUGCGCCACUCUGCUCAAGCAUUUAUUAGCAGCUGAAGCCCAGACUGCACAGGGGCAUAGUCAUCCCUCAAACAAAACACUAUGUCCGAGUGGCAGUUGUGAAGAUGAAGACUAUGUGUUGACGAUCAUGGUGCCGUAUGUUGGUGCCAUCAGAAUUGCUCGGGGAGGCGUAACGACCAUAGCGUCUCUCAAAACAGCACAAGAUCAAGGUGCUGAUGAAGAUGUUAGAAUCGGCUGUCUUCAGAUCGUCCAAGACAAUAGCCCAGGGAGAGAGGCUCUUAACACUGCCGAUGGUAGCUAUGGUGAUGAUGGCUCGCUAAAUGUUGCUAUGGACUCGAUCAACGCAACAUCAACUGAAGAGCACACGACAUUAAUUGCCCAGUACAUGUCAGAAGACCUGUUCAUGCAACAGGACCAGAUGUUCCCGGAUGCAGCUGCCAGCAUGGAUGACUGGGUGUUUCAAGGGUUCGAUACUGCCUUUUUUGAUGUCCUGACGCGUGAAGCUGAAAGGCCGCUCCCGGAUAGUGACGGUACUGGGAGUUGA